Molecule: messenger RNA, 1098 nt
Organism: Gamsiella multidivaricata
Lineage: Eukaryota; Fungi; Mortierellomycota; Mortierellomycetes; Mortierellales; Mortierellaceae
Product: peptidyl-prolyl cis-trans isomerase D
Exons: 6
Coding region: 1-1098 (365 amino acids)
Biological process (GO): protein peptidyl-prolyl isomerization; protein folding
Molecular function (GO): protein binding; peptidyl-prolyl cis-trans isomerase activity
Source: RefSeq, a predicted model, not a curated record
AUGCCUAACCCACGCACCUACUUUGACAUCACCAUUGGAGAGGAGCCCAUUGGCCGCAUUGUCUUUGAGCUGUUUGCCGAUGUCGUUCCCAAGACUGCCGAGAAUUUCCGCGCCCUCUGCACAGGCGAAAAGGGCAUCGGGCAGAGUACCGGCAAGCCAUUGACGUACAAGGGAGCACCAUUCCACCGCAUUAUCCCUGACUUUAUGAUCCAAGGAGGAGACUUUUCCAACCAAAACGGAACUGGAGGCGAGUCGAUCUACGGUGCGAAGUUUGAGGAUGAGAACUUUCAAUUGAAGCAUGACAAGCCCUUCCUACUGUCAAUGGCCAACGCUGGUCAGAAUACGAAUGGAUCCCAGUUCUUUAUCACAACGGUCCCUACACCUCACUUGGAUGAUAAGCACGUCGUUUUUGGAAAAGUUCUCAAGGGUAUUUCUGUUGUCCGUGAGAUCGAGAGGACGCCAAAGGGCAGUGGUGAUGCACCCCUGUCCCCUGUCAUCAUUGCCAACUGUGGUGAACUGGCGGAGGGAGAGGAUGAUGGCGUAGCUGCUCCUGAUGCUGGCGACAAGUAUGCUGAUUGGCCAGAUGAUUAUGAGGGAUCUAAGGAGGACAAGGACUUGGUCGUGGUUGCACAGGACCUCAAGAACCUUGGCAACAGUUUUUUCAAGGUCGCAAACUAUACCAAGGCGAUGAGCAAGUACAAGAAGGCGAUCCGGUAUCUGAACGAGAAGCCCGUCUUUGACGACGAUGACGCGCCAGAGUUGGUGAAAGAGUUUUACGCGGUCAAGAUCCCUUGCUAUCUCAAUCGUGGAUUCUGCGCAUUGAAGCUGGAUCGGCCCGAAUUGACGGUCAAGGACAUGACUAUAGUGCUGGAAAUGGAACAGUACCCCUCGGACGCGGAUAGGACCAAGGCAUACUUCAGACGCGGAUUAGCAUAUUUGAAGAUGCAUGACCUGGACAGCGCAAAAGCCGAUCUGGAGAAGGCUAAGAAGUUGUCGCCAAAGGACGGUGGCGUGCUGAAGGAACUCGAGGUCGUGAACGCGAAGCUGACAGCGAAGCGCGAGAAGGAGAAGAAGGCUUACGCCAAGAUGUUUGCAUAG